Paramuricea clavata is the source of this 6427-nucleotide messenger RNA. The record is from the annotation of a GenBank genome assembly. NCBI's taxonomy places the organism in Eukaryota, Metazoa, Cnidaria, Anthozoa, Malacalcyonacea, Plexauridae.
GGGAUUUCGACGUCCAAAAGCUAGGUAGGGUCGGGAAACCGGAAACCCACAUAUUUUUUUUUUUCCUAAUGUCAAUGUUUUUCUUUUAGACUAAAUCUCAACUACUAAGGUUGUUCAAACUCUUAAUUGCAUCAUGGGAAAGGCGAAGCUUCACAUUAACAUUGUUGUUAUUGGUCAUGUGGACUCUGGCAAAUCGACCACCACUGGUCAUUUGAUCUACAAAUGUGGUGGAAUUGAUAAGCGAGCUAUUGAAAAGUUUGAGAAAGAGGCGGCUGAGGUAAGAACUUUAUUCUUUGAUUGGCUCUAAAUGUAGGGAUUGACAUUUUAAAUAUUUUUUAGUCACCCAAAGAUCUGGUAAGUGGUGGAAAUUUUGCAAAAUAUUGGGGGGGGGGGUGCGAGUGCCGAAGGUAUUCUAGAUGAUUAAAUACAUUUGUGAAUGGAAUUGCAAGAUGGUUUGACAACUCUUUCUCGACAAGUCCCACGUAUUGUCAGCUUCUAGAAGCUGAAGACUUUGUAUGUUCAUAUCUUCGGUUCAGUGCAUGCUAUGAAGACAAUACCACCAUUCGAUUCAGUGAAACAAUAUCAACUAAUUCCUCACGAUAUCUCCAUCACUACUUUUGGCAAAUUUUUGGUUGCUAUAGACAGUUGCGAUAUUGAAAAAAAUAUUGACUAUAUGUCAUGGCGCAUUUGGCAACUUGGCUGGCGCCUGGACAUUUCGACCCCUGUCUAUGUUUUCCUUAGGAAGAAUCCCAAGAUUUAGAAACCAAAAAGUUCACCUAAGUAACUGCCAAUGAUAAUCUCUGAAAGUCUUUGAAUGGUAUAUUGAGCUGUUCCAGAAAUUCUGGAGUGUUUGAAAAUAUAUUGACCAUUAAGUCAUAAUAUUAUUUUAGAUGGGAAAAGGUUCAUUCAAAUAUGCCUGGGUGUUGGACAAACUGAAAGCUGAACGUGAACGUGGUAUUACCAUCGACAUUGCCUUGUGGAAAUUUGAAACAGUGAAGUACUAUGUCACUGUUAUUGAUGCCCCUGGUCAUCGUGAUUUUAUCAAGAACAUGAUUACAGGAACAUCGCAGGUUUGUUAACAUCUUGAACUGUCUGUGCCAGUGUAGGUAGUGCCAAUAAUAUGAACAAGCUUUCGUUGGUAGGGAUGCAACUAUCUGAAAAAAACAUAAGGAGAAUUUCGACGUUUCGAGCAAAGGCCUUUUGUCUGGAGUUACUAGCUAGCCAAGAUCAUAUAACACAUUGGUAUUGAAGGUACUGGACUUGUUCCAAAAUACCACACACUCAAACAGACUUGGCCUUUGGACUGCUUAGGCCAAAAAAAAAAUAUGUGGGUUUCCGGUUUCUUCUUAUAAAAACUUAGGUAGGGUAGGUCGGUUUUAACUUUUUUUUUAAACUCUUUUAAUUUUCCGAACAAGCGGACGCCAUUUUGUUUAGUUGGUGCUUCCACAUCCAAAAAUAAAUUUCCCUAAUAUUGCCUCAAAUUUCAAUUUUCCACAAACUUUUUCCUCUAAGUGGAAACACUUACAAGCAUGAUCCAAUAAAAAAGUUUAGGGUCUGGAUUUUUGACGUCCAAAAGCUAGGUAGGGUCGGGAAACCGGAAACCCACAUAUUUUUUUUUUGGCCUUAAAAAACUUAAGUAUGAUUGAAAAUGUGGGAAGACUUGAGUGAUCAGCAGCACUAGCUAUCAAAAAUUGAACAUAAAUAUUGAAUAGAUGACCAUUAUUGUUCUGACAUUUGCCAGACACAAGUAAAAUUGAACAUAAUCCAGGCACAGAUUUUCUGUCUGGGAGUGUGCACCCCCAGAAUUGAUUUGCAACCCCCUCAGAGGCAUUUAGCACCACCCCCAAAAGUUUUUGCACCCCCGCAAAUUGUAUAUAUUUUGAUUUGAUAGUUUCAUAUUUGAUUAUUCUUACUACUAAAUUUGUAAAAUUACCAAUAUUAUGGUCUCAAAUCUCACCAUGCAGGCCUAGCAAAUUGUUAAACUUUUUCCUUGUCCUUUCCAGGCGUUGCCACCAGGCUCUUGCCAAAGCAAGCGUCAGCACCACCACCCCCAGAUAAUUAUCCACCCACCCACCCCGAACGAAAAUAUGAAAAUCUGUCUCUGACAUAAUCCACACUUCUACAUGCAACCCAAUGUCUUAAGUGAUGGGUGCUUUGGCUUUGCAAAUUUUGAUUUGAAGUUUUUAUUUCAGGCUGAUUGUGCAGUGUUGAUUGUGGCCAGUGGUGUUGGUGAGUUUGAAGCUGGUAUUUCUAGUAAUGGACAAACUCGUGAACACGCUCUAUUAGCCUACACCCUUGGUGUGAAGCAGAUGAUUGUAGGUGUGAACAAGAUGGACAGUAGUGAACCACCAUACAGUGAGAAACGUUAUGAAGAAAUCAAGAAGGAAGUCAGCUCGUAUUUGAAAAAAGUUGGUUAUAAGCCAGAUACUAUUGCUUUUGUUCCAAUAUCUGGUUGGCAUGGUGACAACAUGCUUGAACCUAGCGAUAAAAUGCCAUGGUACAAAGGGUGGAGCAUUACACGCAAGGAGGGAAAUGCAGGUGGCAAGACCUUGUUUGAAGCAAUGGAUUCCAUUCUUCCACCCAAACGUCCAACUGAUAAACCACUUCGUCUGCCGCUUCAAGAUGUGUAUAAAAUUGGAGGUAGGGAAAAUACUUUAUAUUUGCAAUAGGCAUAUAUAAGGAGAUUAGUUUAAAGGAUGUGAAUUCCCAAAAAUUCAGUAUCACCCAGAGUAUAUUUCAUCCAAUAAAUUGGAGGUGAAAUUCUCUAGUUGUAGUGAUUCAUGGCACAAGAGGGUGACAAAAAUUAAGUGUGUAUUUAGAGUAAACAAAGUUUUUCAGUCCUCGAAAUUAGCAUAAAUUUUGUUUUUGUAGAUGAGGUUCUGCAAAAAUUGCCAUCGAUAUUUUAGAGUUUGACGGCAAUUUUUUUGUCUUUAAAAGUUAAAUGGCAUUUUUUGCUUCUCAAUACUUAAAAAACUUGCUUACUCUGUUACACAACAUCAUUCUAAAAUUGUUUGUAACAAUGUUAUAAAGAAACUAUACAACAUGAUUACAGGUCUUAGCUAGGAUUUUAGAUCUUGGGCGUGUUUCUAAUGGCCAGGGCGUGCACAUGUCAAUUACCUUGAACAGCAAAAUCAUGGUUCUAGUUAUGCUUGACAACAACAAUGCCUGUGUGUUGUUCUAUGCUUUGCAACCAAAUACAAGGCGAGCAUACACUCGUAUUGCGCACUGACAUUAAAAUAUUAAGUUAUUUCAGCAACUCUUGGGGAGUAUUUGAAACCAUACAGUUCCCAUUAUCCAUCAAAAAAUUAAAACAUCACGAAUCACUUUUGCCAAUUCAACAACAACAGUAGAUUUUACAAACUUUCUUAACGUAAAUAGGAAGAAAUUCUGUCUGUUGUGAGUAGCACCACCUAAUUUUAUGAACCUCUACACAGCCUUAUAUAAAUAUAUCUGGCCGUGUUUUUCCACUUUUGGCCGCGAAGACUUUUAGUGAAGACUUUUAGCUAAGACCCUGCAUGACUAUAAGCAGAAAAAUAAGGAAUAAAACAAAUAAGGUAAGUUACAACGGCUUAGUCAUCGUGUAUCGAAAUCUCAGUAAACACAGGAACGAACAACUAAAGAUAAUCAUAGUCAUCUGUUCAUAUUAAUAAAAUAUAGCAGCAAAGCUUUUAAUUUAGAAGAAUCUAUCGAAUAAAGAAGGUAUAAAUGCGAAAAAUUGCCGUCGAUAGUUUCAUUAUCGGCGGCAUUCGCCGUCGCUAAUUUCGAGGACUGUUUUUAUCUUUGUGCAUAAUGAAUGUCGGGGUUCGUACAAAACUUGAAUGUCCUUCAAUUUGAAAACAAAAAUUCAAGGCCUUGAAUGACCUUGAAUUUGUUAAGAAGUACUUGAAUGUCCUUGAAUUCUUCUUGCUUUAGUUUUUGGAUUUUUUCUGAAAUUGUUUGUCAUUCAAGACGGACAUUUUGUUGAACUGAUUUUGCAUGUUCAUAUCUGACCUCAUUAUAAAGUUACGUUUUGAACAAUUCAACGUCAGAUUUUACUGAUUUCUAAUGCCUUUUCUUCAGUAUCUAGUCCUUGAAUUUGCUGAUACAUGGCCUUGAAUGUCCUUGAAAAGUCCUUGAAUUUGACUCUUCCUGACAUGUACGAACCCUGGAAUGUCCAAUUUUUCCUUUUGCGUAUAAGCAAUCUUUGCGCACAACGUUAUAUUUUUUGCCAUAUAUUAUGGAUUUCAUGAAACUGUGGCCAUAAACUUAAUGUUCUGCAAUUUGCAACAGUCACAACUAUUUUUAUGCCGCCUUCAUUUCAAAGUUUACAAACAAAAUUUUGAGGACACAUGCUUAAAGUUCAUAAAUUAUAAACACAGUUUCGCUUGUAACCUUGUGACCAUCGCUAAUUGCAAAACAUUUCAUUUUAUGGGCAGAGUCUUUUACAUCUUUUGGGAGUGUUGGUACUCAAUUGGUUAAAUUUCAACCAUUAUGUAGUAUAGGUAAUCACAUGGGAAGGAGUGCAAUUAGUGAUUAACACUACCAGUGAUAUUUGAAAAAUGUACCAAAAUUUCACAAGCUGCCGGGGUGAGUGCAAUUUGGCAGAUUUUUCAAAUAUCACGAGUUAAUGACAAAAUCGCGUUCUUUAAAAUUCAACUGCAUUUUGUCAUGAGUUUUAAUUCUUUUGUAAGCAUUUUGGCAUAAACCAAACUUGGGAAAUGAUCAUAAACUCAUGAAGGCACAUAACUUAAACUAGAAGAACACAUGAUUCAAACUCAAACACAUAUUUUUUAGAGUAAGAAAAUCUUUAUAAAUUGUAUUACUGACUUAUAUAGUCGCGUUUCGCUGCAUCCCGCCGAGAUUAUUUCUUAAAACUGUUUCCAGGCUCUUUUUCCCAUACUAUGUUUUUAAACUCAUUCUUGUGCCAAAAUUUAGUUAAAUUCGUCCACGUUUGGUAUUUAUACAAGAUAAAUUUCACUGCCAUCUUGGAUUUUUGUUGUUUUGACCCCAAGCAUUAAUGAAAUAAUUGCACUCCUCUUUAAUAACCAAUCAGACUGCGGUAAUUUUGUCAUGUAUAUAAUAAAUAAGAUUACCAAGAAUGAAGAUAAAAUGAUUAUAUCAAAAUGACGUCCAACAAUAAAAGCAUUGUUUGUUACACUUAGGAAUUGGAACUGUCCCAGUUGGUCGUACUGAGACCGGAAUUCUUAAACCAGGCAUGAUUGUAAAGUUCGCUCCUGCUAACAUUACUACUGAGGUAAAAUCGGUUGAAAUGCAUCACGAAGCGUUGACUGAAGCCCUCCCUGGAGACAAUGUUGGUUUCAAUGUUAAAAAUGUUUCUGUAAAAGAGAUAAAGCGAGGAAUGGUUGCCGGUGACAACAAGAAUGAUCCUCCAAGAGAAGCCAAAAAUUUCACAGCACAGGUAUGUUAGUUGAUAGAAUUAAUUGUAAAAUAUGUCUGUUGGUAGGGGUCGAAAUUUGCAUUUGUUUCUACAAUACAGCAUGAAUAGUAGAUUUUGAACUGAAGAUGCACUAUUUUUGUCUCCGAAUGAACAUAGCAAAGAUUUUAUUUAUUACAACAAGAAUCAAUCGAAUCAACUGUGAUGAAAUGCACAUGCAAAAAUAAUACCUACUGUUCAAAAUCAUGAUCCUCGAUACUGUACCAGUGAUAUAUAUUGAUACCAACCACAAUUUUUCUACUAUACGAACUGAAUAUUAAGGUUAAAAUCUUGAUAAUAAAAAUAAGUUUUUGUACUAGCUAGUAUAACCUGCUUGUUUCAAAGUUGAUAUAAUAUUUAAUAAUGUUUGUGUGCCAUCUGUGCUUGCCGUAAUUGAUGUGGAAUUCAUUCCCAUGUAUUUCUUUUUUUGGCCUGGAGGGAAUGUGCAUAAUUUUUUUUUAAAUGUAGGAUUCUUAGGGUUAACUUAACAUGACAUUUUUUUCCAUCAGGUUAUCAUUAUGAACCAUCCUGGUGAAAUCCAUGCUGGAUAUAGUCCUGUUUUGGAUUGUCACACCGCUCAUAUUGCAUGCAAGUUCUCAGAACUAAGAGAAAAGAUCGAUCGUCGAACUGGUAAAACGACGGAAGCAAACCCCAAAUCUUUGAAGAAAGGUGAUGCUGGCAUUGUUAUAAUGAUACCGUCCAAGCCUAUGUGUGUCGAAACGUUCGUCGAUUAUCCACCACUUGGAAGGUUUGCCGUGCGUGACAUGAAGCAAACUGUUGCCGUUGGCAUCAUAAAAGGUGUUGAAAAGGGCGAUGGAAGUGCUGGUAAAGUAACCAAGGCUGCACAGAAAGCUGCAAAGAAAUAAUUUGACUAUCUGGAACUUUGCACUUGAGAUUUAGUUGUUGAGAAUAAUGCCCGUUCGAUGGAGGAGGAACUAUUGAUACUUCUUGUUUUCCAUUUGAACGAAACUUUGAGUGUAAUAAUGACGCAAUAGUUGAAUAAAUGGUAUAAAU